Molecule: messenger RNA, 3758 nt
Organism: Boleophthalmus pectinirostris (great blue-spotted mudskipper)
Lineage: Eukaryota; Metazoa; Chordata; Actinopteri; Gobiiformes; Gobiidae
Gene: efl1
Product: elongation factor like GTPase 1
Exons: 23
Coding region: 101-3427 (1108 amino acids)
Biological process (GO): cytosolic ribosome assembly
Cellular component (GO): cytosol; ribonucleoprotein complex
Molecular function (GO): GTPase activity; GTP binding; ribosome binding
Source: RefSeq, a predicted model, not a curated record
AAAAUAAUGACUUAUUCUGUCUUUUUAAUUAAAUAUCACGCUUUCUAGCUCCGUUUCGACGCGUGUUAAUGUUUUAUUGUGCUUCUGGUGUCUGUUCACGAUGGGACACACGAGUUUGGACAAGAUCAAGGCUCUGCAGAGAAACCCGGCCAACAUCAGAAACCUGUGUAUUCUGGCUCACGUGGACCAUGGUAAGACAACAUUAGCAGACUGUUUAGUGGCCAGUAAUGGGAUCAUAUCAAGCAGACUUGCAGGAAAGCUGCGGUACUUGGACAGCAGGGAGGAUGAACAGAUGAGAGGAAUCACGAUGAAAUCCAGUGCAAUCUCUCUUCACUUUGCACAUCGAGAGCAGGAGUACUUGCUGAACCUGAUUGAUUCUCCGGGCCACGUGGAUUUCUCCUCUGAGGUUUCUACGGCGGUGCGUUUGUGCGACGGGGCCAUCGUGAUCGUGGACGCGGUGGAGGGAGUCUGUCCACAGACCCAGGUGGUGCUGCGCCAGGCCUGGCUGGAGAACAUUCGUCCUGUUUUGGUCAUAAACAAAAUUGACCGACUGAUCUUGGAGCUGAAGCUGACGUCACAAGAGGCCUACACGCACCUGCGGAAGAUGCUUGAGCAGGUGAACGCAGUGACCGCUACCCUGUUCACGUCCAAAGUCCUGGAGGAGCGAGCGGAGAAGGAGAGCGAGGAGCCCGAGAGGGAAGCGUCUGGGGAGGGGGAGAUCGUGUACGACUGGAGCGCGGGACUAGAGGAGGCGGACGACUCAAACCUGUACUUCUCUCCGGACCAGGGCAACGUGGUGUUCGCCAGCGCCAUCGACGGCUGGGGAUUCAGCAUCCAGCAGUUUGCUAAGAUCUACAGCGAGCGUUUGGGGGUCAGGGCGGAGGUGCUGCAGAAGACUCUGUGGGGAGACUUCUACCUCAACGCCAAAGCCAAGAAGAUCAUGAAGGGAGCUCAGGUCAAAGGGAAGAAGCCGCUGUUCGUGCAGCUCGUGCUCGAUAACAUUUGGAGUUUAUACGACGCCGUGGUAACCAACAGAGACAAAGAGAAAGUCGAGAAAGUGGUGAAAUCUUUGGGGGUGAAGGUUUUGGCCCGGGACACGAGACACUCUGACCCUAAAGUCCUGCUGUCGGCCAUCUGCAGCCAGUGGUUACCCUUGUCCCAAGCUGUGCUCUCCAUGGUGUGUGAGAAGCUGCCCAGUCCUCUGGAGGUGUCUGCAGAGCGCGUGGAGAAGCUGAUGAGUGUGGGGGCGCGGAGGUUUGACUCAUUACCGGAGCAGACUCAAGAGCUUAAAGAAGUUUUUCUCCGCUGCUCGAGUGAAGACAGCUCCCCCGUCAUCGUGUUUGUGUCCAAGAUGUUUGCAGUGGACAGCAAAGCCCUGCCCCAGAACAGACAGAGACCGCUGACCCAGGAGGAGAUCGCCCAGCGCAGGGAGCUUGCCAGGCAGAGGCACGCGGAGAAGAUGGCCGCCGAGAACCAGAAGGACCAGGUCAAAACAGAGGCCAGUUCAGAGGAGGACCACACAUCUGGAGCCAGCACAGAUGUCUCGGCCAAGAUGGAGGCCCUGGCGGUGAGGGAGCAGAGCGCGGAGGAGGAACGGGAGAAGUUUGUGGCGUUCGCUCGGGUCUACAGCGGCGUGGUGCGGCCGGGACAGAGGGUCUUUGUCCUGGGACCAAAGUACGACCCGGCGCUGGGCCUGAGCACGCUGCCAGAGGGGUGCAGUUCCCAGUCCGACUCUGUCCCGGACACCCCCCAUCUAUCCCUCUGUUACCUGGGCAACCUGUACCUCCUGAUGGGACGAGAGCUGGAGGAGUUGGAGGAGGUGCCUUCUGGAAAUGUCCUGGGUAUUGGAGGUCUAGAAGAGUUUGUGUUGAAGUCUGCCACACUGUCCACCUCUCCCGCCUGCCCUCCCUUCACGCCACUCAACUUCGAGGCCACGCCCAUCGUUCGGGUCGCCAUAGAGCCCAAACAUCCGAGUGAGAUGCCUAAGCUGGUGCAGGGCAUGCGUCUGUUGAACCAGGCUGAUCCGUGCGCAGAGGUGCUGAUCCAGGAGACCGGCGAGCACGUGCUGGUGACCGCGGGAGAGGUCCACCUACAGCGUUGCCUCGACGACCUCCGAGACAGAUUUGCUAAAAUUGAAAUCAGCGCCUCUGAACCCAUCAUCCCGUUCAGAGAGACAGUGGUCCGACCUCCUAAAGUGGACAUGGUGAACGAGGAGAUGGGCAGGCAGCAUAAAGUGGCCAUUAUUCACCAGGUGAAGGAGGAUUCCUCUCAGAGCCGCUCCUCUGACACUCUGCAGGUGGACUCCUCUGGUCUGGUCACUCUCACCACUCCAAACAGACUGGCCACUGUCAGCAUCCGGGCCAUUCCUCUGCCACAGGAGGUAACGAGUUUGUUGGAGAACAGUGCCGAGCUGAUCCGGACUCUGGAGCAGGUGAAUCUGUCUCUGAGGGAGGGCCGAGAGCUGGAGGUGAGUCCCAGGAGCCUGGAGCAGAUCUCGGAGCUGAAGCUCAAACUGGAGGCUCUGCUGCAGGGGCACAGGUGGAGGAACGCUGUGGAUCGUAUCUGGGCUUUUGGACCACGCAGGUAUGGUCCAAACAUCCUCUUGAACAGCGUGGACUCGUACUCGCGCCCGUCCGUGUGGCAGUGUCUGAGUCGUCAUGGAGACAAGCCCCAAAACACACUGAGAGACCUCGACAACAGCAUCGUGAGCGGCUUCCAGCUGGCCACGCUGUCCGGGCCCAUGUGCGAAGAGCCUCUGAUGGGAGUUUGCUUUUCGGUGGAGCGCUGGGAUGUCCAGACCAGCGCCGCCCUGCAGCACCGGGACUCUGUGGAAGAAGACUCCGUGUCCCAGGACGCGGCGGGGGACGGCGAGGGCCCGGGGGAGACGGCGGGACAGAGCAAACGGCGGGCGGAGGCGGACUGUUACGGGCCUGUGUCUGGUCAGCUGAUCGCGGCGACUAAAGAGGCGUGCAGACAGGCUUUUCAGGCCCAGCCCCAGAGACUCAUGGCUGCGAUGUACACCUGUGAGAUCAUGGCGACUGCGGAGGUGCUCGGGCGGGUGUACGGCGUCCUGGGUAAGCGUGAAGGGCGUGUGGUGCAGGAGGAGAUGAAGGAGGGCACGGACAUGUUCAUCAUUAAGGCCAUCCUGCCCGUCGCUGAGAGCUUUGGCUUCGCUGACGAAAUCCGCAAAAGGACCAGCGGUUUGGCCAGUCCCCAGCUCGUCUUCAGCCACUGGGAGGUGAUCAGCAGUGACCCGCACUGGGUGCCCACCACGGAGGAGGAGUACCUGCACUUCGGGGAGAAAGCCGACUCUGAGAACCAGGCGCUCCAAUACAUGAACGCUGUCCGCCGACGUAAAGGUCUGUACGUGGAGGAGAAGAUCGUGGAGCACGCCGAGAAGCAGAGGACACUGGGCAAAAACAAGUGAAGAAACAUGGACCAAAACCUGCUGGAUCUGAACUGAACUGCUGUCACCUCAUGAAACAAGACACAUGACAAAUAACACUGGAUUUUCUUCAACAGGGAUUAGUGUAGUAGCUGUAAUAUCAUCAACUCAUGGAAAUAAAUCUGUGUUCAUCUUGCAUUUCUGUUGUUUUAAGAAGUUAAACCAAGGACUGAAAUACAAACAUACAAUAAGAUGUUUUUGUUUUGACUGAUGAGAUCUGAUCACUGUUCAGAUCACAUUUUCUUCUGCUAUUUCCUUAGCUCAUAAUAUUUUUGGUGACAAAACUUAGGAAAUAAUAAAUUUAUUAUAUUGA